Molecule: messenger RNA, 2701 nt
Organism: Ahaetulla prasina
Lineage: Eukaryota; Metazoa; Chordata; Lepidosauria; Squamata; Colubridae
Gene: ADAMTS16
Product: ADAM metallopeptidase with thrombospondin type 1 motif 16
Exons: 15
Coding region: 375-2666 (763 amino acids)
Biological process (GO): proteolysis; extracellular matrix organization
Cellular component (GO): extracellular matrix
Molecular function (GO): metalloendopeptidase activity
Source: RefSeq, a predicted model, not a curated record
GGUCCUCGCAGAAGCUCGCAUGGGGCGACGGGCUGGAGAGAUACACCUGGCGCGCCAAGGAGCUUCCAACCCUUCCACGCCCGCUGCCGUCACCGUCAACAGCACCACCACCACCAUCAGCCCCGCCGCUUUUGCUCAGGCACUUUUGAACAGCCGCUGGGCGUUCUCCUCGCGCGGAGCCUCCGCCGGGAGAGAGCUCUGUUCAUUCCUGUCAUAAAGUCGCUUUAGGCUGCCUCUCUGCACAGCUCCCCCUCGCAGAUGCAGAUCUUUGCCACCCUGGAAGAGGGCUCCACUUCCCUUCCCAAACCAGGAGUCCGCCUCCCUCCCUCCGUCCGAUUCAUCCCACAGCGUACAAUUCAUCACUUCUCCGGAGGAUGCCUUCAAACAGCUUAGCGGGGCUGUGGUUUUGGCUUUUCUUUGAAAUACAGGUUAAGGGAUGCGUGGGUCAAACAGGUGAAGGAAGCCAAGAUCUCCGGUUUUCCUCUUUGCAUUCAGAGUUGCUGCACUUCACAGAUAAUAGUGAAUAUGACAUUGUGACAGCAUAUGAAGUAGAUCAAAAUGGAGAUUAUAUAAGCCAUGCAAUUGCACACCAUGAAAGAAGGAAGCGAUCAACUUCAGGAAGAUCAACUGAUUCAUUGCAUCUCCAUCUCCAAGGAUUUGGCCAUGACUUCCAACUUGAUCUUAAGACCUCCAAUUUUCUUGUGGCACCUGGAUUUACAGUACAAACUCUGGGCAAGGGGAGAACCAAGACAAUACAGACAUUCCCAUCUGAAGACUUUUGUUUUUAUCAAGGCAUUUUGCGAUUGCACAAAAACUCAACUGUAGCACUUUCAACAUGUGGAGGCUUGUCAGGCUUGAUCAGGACGCAGGAAGCGGAUUACUUUUUGAAACCACUACCUCCAAAUAUUGCACUUAAACAUAACAUUUCUGUUUCUGGUGGUCACCAUUCUCAUGUACUAUAUAAAAGAUCAAUCGAACCUAAACUAGUAAUGGAUAAUAAUGAGGUAAUUGGAACUGAUGAGAGUCAGCAAGAGGCUCACAAUUAUGUCUUUCAAGAUAGCCAACCAUCUCGCAAUUCUGAGUGGCGUCAAAAACAGCACUUUUGUGGAAGGCGUAAAAAAUAUAUGCCUCAGCCUCCAGGGGGAGACACCUAUAUCUUGCCAGAUGAAUAUAACCUUCUGCUGAGAAACAAGCGGUCGCUUCUGAAAGCCCAUAAGACCAAAGAGUUCAAUGUUGAGACUUUGGUGGUGGUUGACAAAAAGAUGAUGCAAAAUCAUGGCUAUGAGAAUAUUACUACUUAUGUUCUAACUGUACUUAAUAUGGUUUCUGCUUUGUUCAGAGAUGGAACAAUUGGAGGUAAUAUCAACAUCGCAGUUGUUGGCUUGAUACUUUUGGAAGAAGAGCAGCCAGGCCUUGUGAUUAAUCACCAUGCUGACCAUACCCUGAGUAGCUUUUGUCAGUGGCAGUCUGGGCUGAUGGGAAAGGAUGGCAGCCGCCACGACCAUGCAAUUUUACUGACUGGCUUUGACAUCUGUUCCUGGAAAAAUGAGCCUUGUGAUACUUUAGGAUUUGCACCAAUAAGUGGCAUGUGCAGUAAAUACCGCAGCUGCACUAUUAAUGAAGAUACUGGACUUGGACUUGCUUUUACUAUUGCACAUGAAUCUGGACAUAACUUUGGAAUGGUCCAUGAUGGAGAAGGAAAUAUUUGCAAAAAGUCUGAAGGUAAUAUUAUGUCACCCACACUAGCAGGACACAAUGGAGUCUUUUCCUGGUCAGCUUGUAGUCGUCAAUAUCUCUACACAUUUCUAAGCUCUCCUCAGUCCUUGUGUCUUGCUGAUCAACCUAAGCCUGUGCAGGAAUACAAGUAUCCAGAGCAGCUUCCAGGGGAGCUUUAUGAUGCAACUAUUCAGUGCAAAUGGCAGUUCGGAGAAAAAGCUAAGCUAUGCAUGAUGGAUUUUAAAAAGGAUAUCUGUAAAGCAUUGUGGUGCCAUCGAGUUGGCAGAAAAUGUGAAACCAAAUUUAUGCCAGCUGCAGAAGGUUCAAUCUGUGGUUAUGAUAUGUGGUGCCGUGGUGGCCAAUGUGUGAAAUAUGGUGAUGAAGGACCAAAACCAAUCCAUGGACAUUGGUCUGAGUGGUCCAGCUGGUCAUCCUGUUCUAGAACCUGUGGAGGAGGUAUAUCUCAUCGAGAACGAAACUGUUCUAAUCCAAGACCUUCGCAUCGAGGGAAAUUCUGUGAAGGUUCUUCUCGGAUGUUGAAGCUUUGUAACAUUCAGGAGUGUCCCCUAAACAGCAUUAGCUUUAGAGCUGCUCAGUGUGCAGAAUUCAACAGCAAGAGGUUCAGAGGAUGGCACUACAAGUGGAAACCAUACACUCAAGUAGAAGAACAAUAUUUGUGCAAACUAUACUGUAUUGCAGAAGGCUUUGAUUUCUUCUUUUCCUUAUCAAACAAAGUAAAAGAUGGGACGCCCUGUUUGGAGGAUAGCCGCAAUGUUUGUAUUGAUGGUAUUUGUGAGGUGGUUGGCUGUGAUCAUGUCUUAGGCUCCAGUGCUGUAGAAGAUGCUUGUGGGGUAUGCAAAGGAGAUAAUUCAAGUUGCAGAAUUUAUAAAGGGCAAUACACAAAACAACACUCUACAAAUCGUAAGAACUUAAAAGUAUUUUCAAUAUAAUACGUCAUUAAAAUUAUCUGCAGGAAAUUAUUAGA